This is a messenger RNA of Xyrauchen texanus (razorback sucker), 8479 nucleotides long. Its product is annotated as chromodomain-helicase-DNA-binding protein 5-like. Gene Ontology annotation, cellular component: nucleus; chromatin; NuRD complex. Gene Ontology annotation, molecular function: ATP binding; ATP-dependent chromatin remodeler activity; histone binding. The transcript is spliced from 40 exons. Gene Ontology annotation, biological process: chromatin remodeling; negative regulation of transcription by RNA polymerase II. NCBI's taxonomy places the organism in Eukaryota, Metazoa, Chordata, Actinopteri, Cypriniformes, Catostomidae. The coding region runs from base 162 to 6173 and encodes 2003 amino acids. The record is from RefSeq and is a predicted model, not a curated record.
UUAUAUUUUCCACCAUAUUAAAAUAUUGAAAAUUUGCCUCACCUUCAGUGGACGUCUGCUCUUCUAAAGCGAGGCUUUUAGAGGCUUGGGGAUUCGGAGGGUGAAGUUUCAAGACUUUUAUUCCAUUAUCUCGGAUGUGAAUUUCUUGUUAUGCUGUAAAGAUGCCCGGAUCGCUAAGCAAUGAAGAAGAGGGACAAGACGACAUGGAUUUUGAGGACGACGUGCCAGACGAGGAUGAGGAAGGUGAACGUGAGAGGACUGUCCCCAUGUUGCCGCUAGAGAGGUUCUUCUCUGAUGAUGACUCGGUUAAACAGCAGCAGAAGAAGAAGCCCAGCAAGAUAACAGAGGUCAAAGAGCCCAAAGUAAAGAAGAAGAAGAAGAAGAAGAAGACGGAGGGGCUUCCUACCGAGCUGGACAACAUGUCAGAUAGAGAAGAUCGGGGUCACAGGUCAGGAAGUGAGAGCAGCACCUACAGCUCCCUGAAGAAGAAAAAGAAGAAACCCAAAGAGAAGAAGGAGAAAAAGACAAAACAGCAAAAGAAAGAUGAAGAUGAGGAUGACGAUGAUGACGAUAUUGGAAACAUGAAGGAACCAAAGUCAUCAAGUCAGCUCAUGCAGGAGUGGGGUCUGGAGGACGUGCAGUAUGCCUUCUCAGAGGACGACUAUAAAACUAUCACCAAUUACAAAGCCUUCAGCCAAUUUCUUAGGCCUCUUAUUGCCAAGAAGAACCCCAAGAUCCCCAUGUCAAAAAUGAUGACGGUUCUUGGGGCGAAAUGGAGAGAGUUCAGUGCAAACAACCCUUUCAAAGGCACCUCUGCAACCGCGGUGGCAGCAGCUGUGGCUGCUGCCGUGGAGACGGUCAAUGUGGCUCCGCCUAUCGGCAUUAGAAGUAUCCAACAGAUCUCAUCAUCUGGGCCAAUCAAAAAAGCCAAAACCAAAGAUGGAAAGGGGCCCGGUGCUAAAAAAAAGAGUAGGACUGUGAAGGAAACAAAAAAGAAAGGGAAACCGAAGAAGUCCAAAUCGAAAGCAGGCCAGGGUGGGAAAAGGAAAAAAGGCUCUUCGAGUGAGGAGGAUUUCCUGGAUGACUUCUCAGACUUUGAUGACAUAAGCAUUCACAGUGCCUCUGUACGCUCAGACACAUCAGCGGCACCCAAAAAGAAGACGGCCUGCCGAGGACGAAAAAAAAGAAAAAGAGAGGAUGGAGAUGGGUACGAGACAGACCAUCAAGACUACUGUGAGGUUUGCCAGCAGGGAGGAGAGAUCAUUCUGUGCGACACCUGUCCCAGAGCAUAUCACCUGGUAUGCCUGGAUCCAGAACUGGAGAAAGCCCCUGAGGGAAAAUGGAGCUGCCCCCACUGUGAAAAAGAAGGCAUUCAGUGGGAGGCCAAAGAUGAUGAUGAGGAAGAAGAUGAGGUCAUUGGGGAGGAGGAAGAUGACCACAUGGAGUUCUGCAGAGUGUGUAAGGAUGGAGGAGAGCUGUUGUGCUGUGACACCUGUCCUUCCUCCUACCAUAUCCACUGCCUCAACCCACCACUGCCUGAGAUCCCCAACGGAGAGUGGCUGUGUCCACGAUGCAUGUGCCCACCACUUAAAGGGAAAGUCCAGAAGAUUCUACACUGGGCUUGGGGAGAUCCCCCCUUGCCACUUGAAGUUCUUCCUGGACAGGAUGGAGAGAAGGUUGGCGUUCUGGCCAAAACCCCACUCAAGGGUCGUCCAGAGAGGCAGCUGUUUGUAAAAUGGGCCGGCCUGUCCUAUUGGCACUGCUGCUGGGUCAGCGAACUACAGUUGGAACUGUACCACACGGUAAUGUACCGUAACUACCAACGUAAGAACGACAUGGACGAACCGCCUCCGUACGACUACGGUUCUGGGGAGGAGGAGCUUAACAACGAGAAGAGGAGGAGCAAAGAUCCUCAUUAUGCAGCCAUGGAGGAGCGAUUCUAUCGUUAUGGCAUCAAGCCAGAGUGGCUGAUCAUUCAUCGCAUUAUCAACCACAGUUUUGACAAGGAUGGAGAUGUACACUUCCUGAUUAAGUGGAGAGAUUUGCCGUAUGAUCAGUGCACCUGGGAGACUGAUAACUUUGACGUCCCUGAUUAUGACAGCUAUAAACUAGCCUACUGGGAACACAGGGAGCAGGUGCUCGGUGAGAGCCAUCACCACCUGCUGUUCAGAAAGGAAAAGAGACUCAAAGAGGAAGUAAAGAGAAGGGAACCUCCUCCAGACACUCCGGUUGUGGAUCCCACCAUCAAGUUUGAACAGCAGCCCUGGUACAUCGAUGACACAGGGGGAACUUUGCACCCUUACCAGCUGGAAGGCUUGAACUGGUUGCGCUUCUCUUGGACUCAAGGAACCGACACAAUCCUGGCUGAUGAAAUGGGGCUUGGCAAGACUGUGCAGACUAUAGUGUUCCUGUACUCACUCUACAAAGAGGGUCACUCCAAAGGGCCGUUUCUGGUCAGUGCACCGCUCUCCACCAUCAUCAACUGGGAGCGAGAGUUUGAAAUGUGGGCUCCGGAAUUCUAUGUGGUCACUUACACGGGAGACAAAGACAGCAGGGCCGUCAUACGCGAGAAUGAAUUAACCUUCGAGGACAGCGGCGUCAAAACAGGUCGCAAAGUUUUCCGCAUAAAGAAGGACAGUCCGAUCAAGUUUCAUGUCCUGCUGACAUCAUAUGAACUGAUCACCAUUGAUCAGGCCAUCCUUGGCUCUAUUUCCUGGGCCUGUCUGGUUGUGGACGAGGCCCACCGACUAAAAAAUAAUCAAUCAAAGUUUUUCAGAAUUCUGAAUGGCUACAAAAUCUACUAUAAGCUGCUCCUAACCGGAACCCCUUUGCAGAACAAUCUAGAAGAGCUAUUUCACCUGCUCAACUUUCUCACCCCAGAACGCUUCAAUAACCUGGAGGGUUUUCUGGAAGAGUUUGCGGACAUCUCAAAAGAAGACCAGAUUAAGAAACUGCAUGACCUUCUGGGGCCGCACAUGCUCAGGAGGCUGAAGGCCGAUGUCUUCAAGAACAUGCCGGCAAAAACCGAACUUAUAGUGCGAGUCGAACUCAGUCCCAUGCAGAAGAAAUACUACAAGUUCAUUUUAACGCGGAACUUUGAGGCGUUGAAUUCCAAGGGAGGAGGGAACCAGGUGUCGCUUCUCAACAUCAUGAUGGACUUAAAGAAAUGCUGCAACCAUCCUUACCUGUUUCCAGUAGCUGCAGUGGAAGCUCCAGUCUUGCCCAACGGUUCGUAUGAUGGUAACCUGCUAGUAAAAUCCUCAGGCAAACUCACCCUGCUUCAGAAGAUGCUCAAGAAGCUUAAAGACGAAGGCCACAGGGUUCUCAUCUUCUCUCAGAUGACAAAGAUGCUGGACCUGCUAGAGGACUUCCUGGAGUACGAGGGGUAUAAAUACGAGCGUAUUGAUGGGGGCAUCACUGGUGGGCUGCGACAGGAGGCUAUCGAUCGCUUUAAUGCUCCUGGGGCUCAGCAGUUCUGUUUUCUGCUGUCUACACGUGCUGGAGGAUUGGGGAUCAAUCUAGCAACCGCAGACACAGUAAUCAUAUAUGACUCUGAUUGGAAUCCACACAAUGAUAUUCAGGCAUUCAGCAGGGCGCAUCGUAUCGGCCAAAAUAAAAAGGUGAUGAUCUAUCGUUUUGUGACGCGUGCAUCAGUAGAGGAGCGUAUCACUCAGGUGGCCAAGCGAAAGAUGAUGUUGACCCACCUGGUAGUGCGUCCCGGCUUGGGCUCUAAGACAGGUUCCAUGUCGAAACAGGAACUAGACGACAUCCUCAAGUUUGGGACGGAGGAACUUUUCAAAGAUGAUGUGGAAGCUGCCAGAACCAUGGGUGAAUGUAAGGACGGAGAUGAGGGUAGUGUGAUCCAUUAUGAUGAUAACGCCAUCUCCAAACUUCUGGACCGCAGUCAGGAUGCCACUGAAGACACAGAGAUCCAGAACAUGAACGAGUAUUUGAGCUCCUUCAAGGUUGCUCAGUAUGUGGUGAGAGAGGAGGAUGGAGAGGAGGAGGUCCAGAGGGAGAUUAUUAAACAGGAAGAAAAUGUUGAUCCAGACUACUGGGAGAAGCUCUUGAGACACCAUUACGAGCAGCAGCAGGAGGAUCUGGCUCGGAACCUGGGCAAAGGGAAACGAAUCCGCAAACAGGUCAACUACAAUGACGCCUCCCAGGAGGACCAAGAAUGGCAGGAUGAUCUUUCAGACAAUCAGUCCGAGUACUCUGUUGGCUCCGAGGAUGAGGAUGAAGAUUUUGAGGAGCGUCCAGAAGGGGGGCGCAGACAUUCUCGCAGACAGCUGAAGAGCGAUCGGGACAAACCGCUGCCGCCACUACUGGCUAGAGUCAGCGGAAACAUAGAGGUGCUGGGAUUUAACGCCCGCCAGCGAAAGGCCUUCCUGAAUGCGAUUAUGCGCUGGGGAAUGCCGCCACAAGAUGCCUUCAACUCUCAUUGGCUGGUCCGCGACCUGAGAGGAAAAAGCGAGAAGGAGUUCAGGGCUUAUGUGUCUCUGUUCAUGAGGCACCUGUGUGAGCCGGGGGCAGAUGGAGCCGAGACAUUUGCUGAUGGCGUCCCGAGGGAAGGGCUAUCCCGCCAACACGUUCUCACCCGGAUCGGUGUUAUGUCUCUGGUUCGCAAGAAGGUUCAGGAGUUUGAGCAUGUGAAUGGAAAGUUCAGCAUGCCAGAUUUGAUUCCCGCAGGCUUAGAGCUUAAAAAAUUAACUGAAAGUGUCUCAUCGGACCCAAACACUCCAGUCCCAGCCAGUCCUGUUCCGACUCAACCCAGCACUCCUGUGCCGUCAGAUAAGACUGAGUCGGUAUCUGGUUCUCAAGAAGACAAGGAGAUUACUGAACCAGAGAGCAGCGCCAAAUCGUCAGAGACUGAGCAGCCAGUUAUUCCAGAGCCCUUCUCUGCAGUAGAGAAGACCAAUGAGAGUGAAGAGCCAAAGACUGUCAGUGCAGAAGAGAAGCAAAUGAAAGAAAGUAAGAAGAAUGACAUGCCACCCAUCCAAUCAGAGCCAUCGUCUAAUCAAGCACAGGCACCCACUAAACCUAGUGAGCAGUCAGCCAAUCAGACUCCCUCUGACUCUGUUGAAGUGAAAGAAUCUUCUCCUGAGAGAGGGGAAAAUAAAUCCAGCCCUGUUAAAACAGAUGACAAGGAGCAAAAACCAGUCAUUCCUGAUGAUUUAAAAUCCGAAGAACCCUCUGAGAGCCAAUUGAAUGGAGAGAAAGACGUGAGGGACGACACGUUAGACGAGAGCCACAAAGAUGACAAGACCAGCAUCAAGACGCGCUUCAUGUUCAACAUCGCAGAUGGAGGAUUCACAGAGUUACACACACUCUGGCAGAAUGAAGAGCGUGCAGCUGUGUCAUCUGGCAAAAUGUACGACAUCUGGCACCGUCGCCAUGACUACUGGCUGCUGGCUGGCAUCGUAACACAUGGCUAUGCCCGCUGGCAGGACAUUCAGAAUGACCCACGCUAUGCCAUCCUCAAUGAGCCUUUUAAGACAGAAAUGCACAAAGGGAACUACUUAGAAAUGAAGAACAAAUUUCUUGCCAGGCGAUUCAAGCUCUUGGAACAGGCUUUGGUAAUUGAGGAGCAGCUACGACGUGCAGCAUACCUGAACAUGUCUCAGGAUCCCAGUCACCCUGCUAUGGCCCUCAACACACGGUUUGCUGAGGUGGAAUGCCUGGCUGAAUCCCAUCAGCACCUCUCCAAAGAGUCACUGGCUGGAAACAAACCAGCCAAUGCUGUGCUGCACAAAGUGCUGAACCAGCUGGAGGAGCUUUUAAGUGACAUGAAGGCCGACGUGACACGGUUGCCCUCCAUGCUUUCGCGGGUCCCACCCGUGUCUGCCCGGCUGCAGAUGUCAGAGCGGGGGAUUCUCAGUAGGCUCACCAGCCGGGGCAACGAGCCGCCACCUCAGCAGCCUUUCCCUCAGGGAUCAUUUGGCUGUUCUCAGAUGUAUAAUAGCAGUUUUGCCGGAGGUUUCCGUGGGCCUGGAGGCACCGCAAUGGUGAACUACAGCCAAAUGCCCCUGGGGCCAUAUGUUAGUGUGUCUUCAAAUGGACCCCCGCCCCCAACCAGCCACCUGGAGAAAAAGUCCAUUGACACUCUGAGAGAUGUGCCCACCCCUGAUCUGAAAUCAGGCAAACCCAGUGAUGUCAUAUGCAUCGAGGACUAGCCCCCACCAUUCUGUUCUCUCUCUGUAAGAUACCUACGGACAGAACCAUGGAGACCUCCUCCAAAAAGUGAAUAUUAAACAGCAGAUCGAAUCAAUUGCACUUUUGUCUUUAAGAAUAUGUUCAUCUGUUCUUGUAUGCGCCUGUAAGUUUUAUUCAGUACAGUAACAUACUUUUUUGUCGUUCUUUUUUAACUUCUCCAAUGCAAAACUCUUGAUCGAGUAAGGAGAGACUGUGGACACUUGUGAAGAGGGCACUGUUAUUCUGACAGUCCUCUGAGCUUUAGUUUUGUUUUUUUACGUAAUGAGGACGUUUUCAUCUCUGCUGUUGUUGAGCCAUCCGGAGGUUCUACUAGUCCCUAGCCUCUGCUUUGCUCCUGGAGGUGCUACUAGUUCCUAGCCUAUGCUUUGUUCCUGGCUCUGCUCAUGGAUGGCAUGCUUUUGCUACCCCUGCAGGUUAUUGCUGUAAAUGUGCAUCUAAAUGCAGAUUAGUUCAAUAACUGUCAUUGACUCAACUUCAGUAAGAAGAUUAUAUGAAGAGUACCUCAAAUGCCAGCCCUCAAUGUUUGCUUUUUCAAUUGUAUUGGAUUGUUUUUCCAGUUUGCAUGACUCUUUAUAGAGAAAAGGUUACAGUGUUUACAAUUAUAAACGUUAAAGGAUAGAGCGGUAAUCAAAUAAUGGCAAAUGGAACACUGUUUUCAUGCCUUUGAGCUGAUAAUGUACACCGAAAAUUUGGAAAAAAAUUCCCAAUUGUGUUGUUUGCUGUGAAACAUUGGGGCUUACACACAACUUUAAAGGAAUAUUCUGUCUUAAACUGAAUGUAAGCGCUACUGACAUCCUCUGUGGCAAGAAAAAUAAUCAAAAGGACAAUUUAGACCAUUUUUACGAAAUAAAGUGUAUUGUUUUUUAACUGUAGGUGCCUCAACAAAAAUACAACCUUCACAGUUUUGCUUUAAUACGAUUUCCCCAUGAGCUUCGAUUGUAAGUGCAUUACUGCACACUAUUCAAAAUUAAAUUCUGACAUGACCAGAAUAUUCAUCCCACAAAGGACAAAGGAAUGGUUUUAAUUCCUUUGUGCAGUGUUCAUGCCACCAUUACCGAACUCAGUAAGCUCACAUGCAGAUAUUUUUGAUUUGUGAACUUGUUAUUUUAUUUAAUGAUAUUCUUCUAUCGUCAGACACAUUCUGCCCGACAUUUUGUGAAUUGCUAAAAACUUUCUAAGCCAAGCUCAUGGACGGUAUUGACAUGAUUGUUCUUGUGCCAUCAGUGAUGUGAACAUGGAUUGUUUUGAUUUAACUUUGAAAUUAAAAGCCUUGUGUAUCUGUGUUUUUAAGCAGCGCACUUUACAUGGAGACAGGACAUGACCGGGGAGACGGCAUUUCCAAUGGGCCAUUUCAAACGCAGUAAAAACCUCUCUCAAUAACUUGUAUACUCAGUUCGUUUCAGUCUGUGGUAUUAGCCAAGUUUAUUACUCUAAUGUAUAUGAAGUAUUUCUGUUCGUUUUUAGCAUCUCAGCACUGGCGUAAAUGGCACAGAGGUGUCAUCGCUGACCGUAAACUUGAUUAUACUGUAGCUUCUUUCGCAGAGUAGUUUUAACAAGCGUUUUAAGAUGAUGCUCAUUUUUGUGUAGACUACGAAUGUGGGUUAAAUGCAGUUAAAUGUUCACACGCACACUCACACACAUGAGAUAAACCUCAAAUGAUUUCAAAGAAAUACAAAGACAGCUUCAAGAGUAAAGGGACCUUAAACCUGAGGUUAUGAAGAGAGAGCCAGCAGCAUAAAAUGUGUUGUGAAAUGAAGUUUUAUUUUUAAUCCUGUGUGAUGAGUUUAUACCAUUUCAUUUGUACCUUUUACAUUUUAUCACAGUAUGGAUAUUGACGUUAAGCUCCAUUUAAAUGCAAUCAAACUGAAGCCAAUGAAUGAAUGUAUGAAGUAUUUAAUAAGCUUCAGUCUAAUAUUACAAGUUUUUUUUUCAUUCAAUUACACAUUAGGCUUCAAAAGCUUAAAAAAAAAAAGAUCCUGGUCUAAACACAAUUAGACCAGGAUCAACGAAAACACAGCAUGUAAGAUAUCUCCAGAUUACUUUGGACCAGAGGUGCUUCUCCUGGUUUUAAACAGUUAUGUAUAAGCAAAACAGUAAGCAGUAUUGCUAUUUUGCAGAGAUAAGAAUAUGGAAAAGAGAUAAGUGAUCUGUUGUCAUUUCACUUUGUACUUGUGUAUUUGUUUAAUGUGUUUUAUUAAAUUCUCUCCAAUAAGAUCUGCGCCUUUUUUAUUUUGAAUUCUCAAAUGUUUGCAGAAUCCUGUAGGCA